AUGGAUAAAGCAUUUGAUGUGUUUGGUGUAAAAAUGUCACAUUUUAGAACUAUGAGCGAUAGUAAUGAUACUGAUGAAAGCGAUAGCGAUUCAAGUGCUAAUAGUGUUCAAAAUUAUGAUUUAGAAGAUGAACCUAAUAUUAUUCUUUAUAUGCAUAUUCGAUGUUGUGCUCGUACAUUGAGCCUCUGUGCUACCACUGAUAUAAUGAAAACUGUAAAAUCAUCACAACAUCUCCAUGAAAUGCAUACUAAAGUGAUGGAAAAAUAUAAUACACUAUGGAAUGGAGCAGGUUGA
This is a messenger RNA of Macrosiphum euphorbiae (potato aphid), 294 nucleotides long. The record is from the annotation of a GenBank genome assembly. NCBI's taxonomy places the organism in Eukaryota, Metazoa, Arthropoda, Insecta, Hemiptera, Aphididae.